Messenger RNA from Rhodofomes roseus, 2818 nucleotides. Its product is annotated as O-acetyltransferase. The transcript is spliced from 5 exons. Lineage: Eukaryota; Fungi; Basidiomycota; Agaricomycetes; Polyporales; Fomitopsidaceae. The record is from RefSeq and is a predicted model, not a curated record. The coding region runs from base 194 to 2818 and encodes 874 amino acids.
CUCGGCUCCAAGGUGCUGUUCCUGUUGCACACGCCUCCACGACUGCAUUCACUUAGCCUCCAAACGAGCCUUACUGUUUCCGUGCUGAUUUUUCUUAGCUCUUUGCUGGAAUCAUCUACGCUCCAUGCUGCUUUGCUAGUCCUUCGACGUUGGAAGUUGCUUGCUACCGAACCCGGAGACCGUCCAAGUCGGAAUGCCUCCAAGACGGUUCUCACUGUCUGUCAAUCCGCAGUGGACGCAUUAUGUCUCCAUAGCAUCUCUUGGAUUGGCUCUAUUGCUGGGGCUUGUGCGCUACUUUGUCAUCGACCGUGCAGACCCAUCGCAUUGCGAUGCACUCUUGACGGAGGGACAAUGGUUGGAUGACAAGUUCAAAAACUGGCAGCCAGAAGGCUGCAUGAUGCACACCUAUGGCUCCAAAGACAUCCCAACAUGCAUGCGCGACCGGCGAGCUGUCUUCAUCGGCGACUCAGUUACUCGACAACUGUUCUUCCAGUUCGCACACACCGUCGACUCCACACUGCCUACCACACCUUCGGAUGACGAGCAUAAGCACGCGGACUACACCUAUACUGCCGCCUCGUCCUCCGUGCACCUCUCCUUCAUCUGGGAUCCCUACCUCAACUCUUCGCAUGCGCAAUCCUACAUCAACCCCGUCCCCAGCGGACCCAGCAUGCCCUCCCUCACGGACGCACCCGACCGGCCCGCGUUACUCGUCCUCGGCUCAGGACUCUGGUACCUCCGCUACGCCGAGUCCGGUGGGCUGCCCGCCUGGGAGGCCAAGAUGGAGAGCACACUGAGCGCACUCAAUCGCGUGCACGCCCCGCCCGCCGACACGGUCGUCCUCCUGCCCGUGUCCGACGUCGUCUCCACGAAGCUGUCGCGCGAGCGCGCGGAGACGAUGCGCGGCGCGGACAUCGACGCGAUGAACUCGGACCUGCGGCACCGCGUGCACCCGCCGCCGCCCGCGGGCUUCUCGCUCCUGCCUGCGCCACCCGUCCGCCGAGGCGGGUUUGGCGACCCUCCCGUGGCGCUCCCGUUCGUGUUCAAUGCGAUGCUGGACGCGAGCCAGACGGAGGAUGGGCUGCAUUUCUCGACCGCGGUGGUGGGCAUGCAGGCGCAGGUGCUGCUGAACUUGGCGUGCAAUGAUGUGAUGCCGAAGAAGUUCCCGAUGGACAAGACGUGCUGUAGAAGGUACCCUUGGCCGAGUCCGCUGCACUCGUUGGUGCUUGCCGUUGCGGUGCUGUGGGGACCUGCAUGCGUGCUGCUCGCUAGAAGAGUUGCUCCGCGACCUAACGGGGCACCGUUCAUCGGGGAACAGGAGAUGCCUGCUGUUGUCAUGAGCGUGGCUGCCGCGUUGAUAUACUUGGCUGACCGAACCGGGUUCUGGUUGAAGGAGCAGAAACAGUUCAGCCCAUGGGUGUUCUCGUUCCUCUCCCUGCUGAGUCUUGCCUUCGGUCUGUGCACAAUGCAGCAAGCUGACAAGGACCUUGGCUUCCUGAACCGCGAGCAGACCGACGAAUGGAAAGGCUGGAUGCAGAUCGCUAUCCUCAUCUAUCAUUAUACCGGGGCAUCGAAGAUCUCUGGCAUUUACAACGUCAUUCGCGUCUUGGUCGCCUCUUACCUCUUCAUGACCGGAUACGGUCAUACGACCUUCUACAUCAAGAAAGCCGAUUUCGGAUUCUUGCGAAUCGCUCAGGUCAUGAUCCGACUGAACCUUCUUACCCUCCUUCUUGCAUACACCAUGAACACUGACUACCUCUCCUACUACUUCGCACCCCUCGUCUCCUGGUGGUUCCUCAUCAUCUAUGGCACGAUGUUCGCUGGCUCGCAAUACAACGACCGCACUGCCUUCGUCCUGGUCAAGAUCUUGCUCUCAAUGGGGUUCUUCACCUGGUUCAUGUCCGAGCAGUGGAUCCUCGAGACCAUUUUCGACUUCCUCUCUCGCGUAUGUGGGAUCCACUGGUCCGCGCGCGAGUGGGCCUUCCGCGUGAACCUCGACAUGUGGAUCGUCUACUUCGGCAUGCUCGCCUCGCUCGCGGUCAUCAAGAUCCGCGAGCACCGGCUGACCGACCACCCGCAGUGGCCGCUCGCCGUCAAGGGCGCCAUCGGUCUCUCAGGCGUUGUCCUCCUGUGGUUCUUCGCGUUCGAGCUGUACCAGCCAGACAAGUUCGCGUACAACUCGUGGCACCCCUACAUCUCGUUCCUCCCUGUCGGGGCGUUCAUCGUGCUUCGGAAUGCGAACGUGAUUCUGCGGUCGGCAUCGUCAAGAGCGUUUGCGUUCAUCGGAACGUGCUCGCUGGAGACGUUCAUCAUCCAGUACCACCUUUGGCUUGCGGGAGAUACCAAGGGCGUCCUGCUCGUCAUCCCCGGCACGCGUUGGCGACCAGUCAAUCUCAUCCUCACGACGAUCGUCUUCAUAUACGUCUCCCAUCGCGUCGCACAGGCCACAGGCGAGAUUACGAACUGGGUGUGCGGUUCAGCGAAACCUCAGGCACUCCCGACGGUAGCGGACAACAGUGCUAUGUCUGGCCGGCGCAGUCACCUUCCAACGCCGGCGAGCGGGGGCGAGACGAUCUUCCUCGUGCAGCAAAACGCAGAAGCUUUGAAGGACGAGGAGACGCCAGGCGCAGACACGCCUUCGCGCCCACAACGACGGUGGGUCGACCGGCUCGCGGAGAGCACGUCGCCAUCCACCCCGUCAGCUCCUGGCUUCAGGGUGUGGUAUGGGGAGACGGAGUGGAAGCCAGGCGUGAAGACGAAGCUGGGCAUUGCAGCAGUCGUGCUGUGGUUGCUGAACGUAAUGUGGCCAUACCCAUGA